UCUGUCUCUUUCCUCUUCAAAAACACACAAGGAAAAAUAAAAACAUUGCCAUUGCAGUUUCAAUUUUAGUCUCGCCCGUUCCUGCCGUUUAUCUCUCUAGGGUUUUGUUUUGAAAAAGGAAGAAAAAAAAACAACAGAAUUCAAAAUCCAAAAUUUCUCAGAAGCUCACCAUCAAGAUCAAAUCUCUGUUCAAAACCCAUUAUUUAUUUGCCCCAAAUCAAAAUGGGUUCAAUUCAAAACAAUGAAAUGAUUCGCUAUUAAACCCCAAAAUCAUUCCACUAAAAAGCCAGAAUUUUUUUAUUUUUAUUAUAUGAAUUUAUGGCAUCGACAAGGAAUAUAGUAGGUGGUGAAACAACGACAGGAAACGAGAGGGGGAGGGUGUUAACGAUGAGAGAUGAAGAGAAAGCUAAAGAGGUCGAUUCACCCUCUGCUAAAAGAGCUAAAUUUGAGAGAUUUCCGUUGACAAGAUGGGAAUUAGCUGCUGCUCUCGGAGUCUUUUUUGUCUUUUCUACGGGAUUGUUUUGUAUCUACUUGACAAUGCCUGCUGCUGAAUACGGAAAGCUCAAGUUGCCUCGUACUAUUUCAGAUCUUCGCUUGCUCAAAGACAAUCUCGCAACAUAUGCAAAUGAAUAUCCAGCACAAUUCAUUCUCGGCUACUGCUCUACUUAUAUCUUCAUGCAGACUUUUAUGAUUCCUGGAACAAUUUUCAUGUCAUUGCUAGCUGGAGCUCUUUUUGGUGUUGUUAGGGGGCUUUUUUUAGUUGUUUUCAAUGCCACAGCUGGAGCGUCUUCCUGCUUUUUCUUGUCCAAGUUGAUUGGCAGGCCUCUAGUUAAUUGGUUGUGGCCUGAAAAGUUGAGAUUUUUUCAGGCAGAGAUUGCUAAGAGAAGGGAUAAACUACUGAAUUACAUGCUCUUCUUGAGAGUAACUCCAACGUUGCCCAAUCUUUUUAUCAAUUUGGCAUCUCCAAUCGUGGACAUACCUUUUCAUAUUUUCUUUUUGGCUACUUUAUUGGGUCUUAUUCCUGCUUCCUAUAUCACUGUCAGGGCCGGCCUUGCUCUUGGGGAUCUCAAGUCAGUAAAGGAUCUAUACGAUUUCAAAACUUUGUCUGUGCUCUUCAUUAUUGGGUCCAUUUCCAUAUUCCCUACCCUUCUAAAGAGAAAGCGAAUAUAUGAGUGAAGGUUGUAUUGGCGAGUCUCCCUGCCAAAGCCAGCUUAAGAGAGAUCUUUUGCUGCUUGCUUAAAGGAUCUGAAAAUGCUGCAGAGUGGCAUCCUUCUUUUUGCCACAAAAUACAUGACACCUGCUUCGCAUGUGAUACAGAUGGGUUGAUUAUUCUCCCCUAUGAUGACGAUAAAGUAUAAAAUUCAUGAAUAAUCUCUUAUAAUAUAUAUUUUUUAUUUUCCCAUGAAAUGUUAAUUCAAUGAUCUCCCAAUAUGGAUUAUUUGUACAGUUGGGAGCCAGCAAUGCUCUAGGAAGGUGUUGUAAUCCUUUAUAAUCCUUGAAAGAAUCUUGAAAGAUUAAGGCUGAGUUGUAUUGCUGUUGAUACAUUUAUUUAAGAACUAUACUAAUUAUUGCCAAUA
This is a messenger RNA of Populus nigra (black poplar), 1577 nucleotides long. RefSeq lists its product as uncharacterized. NCBI's taxonomy places the organism in Eukaryota, Viridiplantae, Streptophyta, Magnoliopsida, Malpighiales, Salicaceae. The transcript is spliced from 4 exons. The record is from RefSeq and is a predicted model, not a curated record. The coding region runs from base 319 to 1176 and encodes 285 amino acids. Gene Ontology annotation, cellular component: endoplasmic reticulum.